UCAGUGAUCUUUCAAAUUUACAUUUUACUACGAGCUUACUUUAAUAUCGGACCGUUUGAUGCAGAUCAUGUUAAUCAUGACCUUAUUAAAAAACUAUGUUCCUAACAAAUCAUUUUGGUUUUACCACCUACACCCAUAUUAUUUGUUGAAAGGUCCCAAAAGAAAAGUUCCAAUAGAACUAUGUGGAACAAUUAAAUUAAUCUUGGUCAACAAUUAUAUGAUAUAAUCCUUGUCUGUUCUUCCCUUGUAAUAAUAAAAAAAUCUUGCAUCAUUUUCUACACCACUCUGCUCUUCUUUUACAAAUGGGAUUUGAAAUACAUAUGACUAAAAUAUCAUGGAGUUUGCUCAAGAUAUUUCUUCGCAGUAUUUCUCAGAUUUUUUUCUACUUCUCUUUCCCAUUGGGUCUUCCCCAGACCAUUGUUCCAGUAAGUUGUCAAAGCAUCAAUCAAGCCAGCCUGGCUGAGAAGAUACCUAUAUGCUCAAGAGAAUAACCCUGUCCUUUGUGUGAGUACAUUGCCUACCACAUUUCGAGUAAGACGAUGGAUACACGACAACAACUAGUACACCGUUACGAUUAUUGAUAUCGGGACAACAUGUUACAUACAUAAUCUGCAGCUACACAUUACUAAUAUAGCGUUACGGAGUUGUCAAAGAGAGAUGCACAAUAUUUCGAAAAGAUACUCUUUUGUUUUGUUUUUCUCGUUCCUCAAGUGACGAAUAGUUUAGUAAUGAAGAACCGUCAUUUUGUGUAAUGCGUAAUUAAAAUUAUAAACUUCUUGUUCAUCGAAACAAAUCACACGAUAAAUGUAACGAUUACAUUGCAUGCACAAAAGUUCGAGAUGAUACUAUCUAAUACACAUACUGAGAACAAGUUAUAUUGUAUCUGCAUCCAGUGGCAUCAUAAAGAAAAGAAACGAAAACCAAUACCCUCUGUUUCUCUGCCCUGUUCUGCGACCUCUGUUUUUUCCCUCCGCCUCUCAAAAAACAGAGGGAGACCCAAGUUGCAGCCGCAAACGUAACACACCAAACCCCCACUUGAAUUCCAACUUGUUUCUCGAAGAAUAAUAAUGGCAAUAAUAAUAUAAAAAAAAGGAUAGGAUAAAUAGUAAAACUAGAUAAUUCUUACUCUUGGAUAAAAUUGGACACGAGGAAAUCCGAACGAAGACAGGGGAGGUGAAUAUCCAGUCCAGUUAUCCAAUUGUUAUCCAAAUAUCUCUACUGGCUUUCCUUGAUAAACCCUGCUGUCUUUCUGGCUGGCUGGAUGCCUCAUCAUCGUCAUUAUCAUUAAUCCAUCCAUUAUUAAGAAACAAUCCAACCAAUACACACGAAUUCGUAGCCGUCAAAUUAAUCGUUUCCACGUCAGCCUCACCUGGAUUCAUGAACCCCAAAUUAUUAAAAUAUAAACAAAAUCUGCUGCAAUUUACAGCUCUCUGCUGCCUCGCACCCACAUGCCUUAUUCUCAAGAAAUUGCAGCUCCGAGGGCCUUCUCCCCACCGUUUUUCCUCUUCUCAGGACACCAAAAACACCCAUUUAUCAAUAUCCUUUCUUUUUUCUCUUUUUGGGUUUUUUUCCAAUUCCCCCCUUGCCGCAUGUAUAAAUAGCCAGCCCGCUCAAAUCUCUCUGCUCACCCAACAACAAUUUUCUGAUACAGAGGGAGAGAGGGAGUGUCUGAGUCCUUCUCUGCAACUUUCCCACCUUCUGUUUCUUCUUUUCAGAGAGAGAAAGAGAGAGGAAAUGGCGAUAGGGAAUUUGAAGGAUGUGGAGAGUGGUGAGAUUACCUACGGCCUGGAGGACUUGGAGGAGCCAUUGAUGAAUGGCAAAGUUGUGAGCUGUAGCAGUGGGGAAGAAACGGAUGGAGAUGAAGAAGACAGCAGCAAUGGGUCGAUAGGAAUGGUGCUUCUCAGCACUGCUGUCGCGGUUUGUGGCUCUUUCGAGUUUGGCUCUUGUGUUGGUUACUCUGCACCUGUUCAGUCUGCAAUUAGUGAAGAUCUCAACCUGUCUUUGCCUGAGUACUCCAUGUUCGGCUCGAUACUGACAAUUGGAGCCAUGCUUGGAGCUGUAACCAGCGGCAGAACUGCAGACUUCAUCGGCCGAAAAGGGGCAAUGAGGAUGUCUGCUAUGCUCUGCAUAAUGGGAUGGCUGGCUAUCUUCUUCUCCACGGAAGCUUUUUCACUAGACAUUGGAAGGCUCUUCACAGGAUACGGGAUUGGAGUUUUCUCUUACGUGGUUCCUAUAUUCAUAGCAGAAAUCGCUCCGAAGAAUCUCCGAGGAGGUCUCACUACGCUGAAUCAGCUGAUGAUUGUUGUUGGAGCUUCCACCGCCUUCUUACUUGGCUCGGUCAUUACAUGGAGAUCUCUAGCACUAACCGGUAUUCUGCCCUGCAUUUGCCUGCUUCUUGGUCUGUUCAUCGUUCCAGAGUCUCCCAGAUGGCUGGCAAAAGUUGGCCGGGAGAAGGAAUUCCAAGUCGCCCUGCAGAAACUCCGAGGCAAAGGCACUGAUAUUAGCCGGGAAGCUGUUGAAAUUCAGGUUAACCUCGAGGCGCUUCGGGCUCUCCCAAAAGCAAGGAUGGUUGAUCUUUUCCAACCAAAGUACAUUCGCUCCAUGAUUAUUGGAGUGGCACUAAUGGUGUUCCAGCAGUUUGGAGGGAUCAAUGGGAUCGGCUUCUACGCAAGUGAAACAUUUGCUGCAGCUGGGCCUUCUCUGGCAAAAAUCGGAACCAUAGCAUACGCCUGCAUCCAAGUCCCGAUCACUGUCGCCGGAGCAAUGCUGAUAGACAAGUCUGGUAGAAGACCACUCAUCAUGGUCUCUGCAACUGGUACAUUCAUCGGCUGCUCCAUGGCUGGAGCUUCCUUCUUUCUCAAGAGCCAUGAUUUGCUGCUCGACUGGGUACCUAUCCUAGCCAUCUCCGGCGUACUGGUCUACAUUUCUGCAUUCUCAAUCGGAAUGGGAGCUGUCCCCUGGGUGAUCAUGUCCGAGAUCUUUCCGAUCAACAUGAAGGGAGUCGGAGGGAGCCUGGUGGUGCUAGUGAAUUGGCUGGGCGCUUGGGCAGUAUCGUUCACAUUCAACUUCCUCAUGAGCUGGAGUUCUUCGGGGACGUUCUUUCUCUACUCCGGGUUCUCGAUCAUGACCAUUCUCUUCGUCGCCAAGUUCGUCCCCGAGACCAAAGGCAAAACGUUGGAAGAAAUCCAGGAAUCCAUCAACAGCUCGUAGGCGAAUUAUGAGAGCAGGAAUUUGCAGAAAUUUUGAUUGAACAUAAUUGAAUUGGGCAUUGGAACCCGCCAUUCUCCCAGCACAAAUGGAGGAGGGAUAUCUCUCUGAUACUGGGUUUACGGAUUCUGAGGCAGAGAUGGGGGAGAGAUUGCGAAGGUCGCCGGCGGAUGGUUGGAAUGAAGAAGGAAUUAGAAGGUCGGCGAGACGGGAACUUCCGGCGAAUUGCCGGCGGUCUCGGUGUAUUUUGUUUGUUGUUGUACUGAUGUAGACCGAUGAAAGUGAAAGAAAAAAAAUAUUGAAAUUGGGCCGAAUUACGAUUGGAUCUUUGACGAACCUGCUAAAAUAUUGAAAUUGGGUUUGGGCUGAAAUAUGAAAUGGAAUAAAACCCGCCCACGCGG
Molecule: messenger RNA, 3608 nt
Organism: Linum trigynum
Lineage: Eukaryota; Viridiplantae; Streptophyta; Magnoliopsida; Malpighiales; Linaceae
Source: the annotation of a GenBank genome assembly